AAGUGAGUCGGGCCCACAUUGGCUCCUCCCAGUUCCGGCCGACGCGUAGCUCCAGCCCAGCAGCCCAUGGUAAAGCGUGACCAAAAUCGCGUUUGCCGACGCGCCCCGGCCCGACAGUAACCGGCGCAAGCGCAAGAAAAGGCAGACCACGAACAGGGAACAGGAUGCAGGCGUGGUGCUCCGGACCCUGGAUCGUCUGACCAGCAACCGCCGACAGCAGCCACCACAAACCGCGCGAGCAAUGUCCCUGCCGGUCCGCCCAGCAGCGGGCGGCGGCAGCGCUGCAACGCCGGCGGCCGACGAUGGGGACGCCGCCACCCCCGGGCCCCGGUACCCGCCGGCGCGACAACAACAACAACAACAACAACAACAACAACAGGGUCUGGCCGUGCGCACACCGGGCCAGCUGGCCCGCAACGUCCGUGCCGCCAGCGUGCCCCACCGCACCCCAACCAACCGGCCCGUCGCCGCCGUCGCCAACAACAACAACCGCAGCGGCGGCAACGGCCUGUCCGCGUCGGCACGCCGCCUCAGGGCGCCGUCGGUGGCCGGCCGCGCCACCCCGCACGCCCGCCGCGCUAUUGAGACCUUCCGCGACCGCCGCACCGCCGUGCUCAACACGCCAGGCCGCAAAAAAGGGCGGCGGUGGCGGCGGGCGUCUAGCCUCGGCAGCCGCCGCCGCCGCGCGGGACCGGCGCCGCAGCGGCAUCGUCGAGGGCAAAGGGGACGGCCCACUCGACGCCCUGCGCACGCUCAGCCGGCGCCUGGCGCCCCUGUCGCAGCGCGUCGUGACCUCGUCCUCCCCCGGCGACACGCCGCGCCGCGACGACAAUAGCAGCAUCGCGGGCGAGGUGGGCCGCCGCCAGCGGGACCCGUCGGGCAUGUUCCUGGACGACGACGACGACGACGAAGACUCGGACUCGGGCUUCAUCAAGCGCCGCCCGCGCCUGUCGCUGCCCAUCGACGCCGGCGACGACGACGAGGCGGAGCUGCAGCGCCCCCAGAUCUCGGGCCUGCUGGACGACCACACGGCGCUCUCGGUCGAGGCGCCGCGCCGCGCCGCCAGCGAGCAGCCGGGCGGCUGGGGCCGCUUCGACCGCCAGAGCCUGCGCAUGAGCGACUUCUUCGGCGGCCGCCUCGACCUGUCGGACGAGUUCGGCCCGCCCGACGACGCCGGCGGCGUGAUGCCGCCGCCCUUCUUUGAUGACGUGGACGACGGCGACCGUGCGAGGAGAGACGACGAUACUUAUGAACGCCUCGACUCACCUGCCGGUCGGCGGGAGACGCUUGGGCCCGGCCGCCAGAGCGAUUUUGGCACCAUCGAGGUCCCGCUUGACGUAGACAGUCCUUUCCGACUCGAGCCUCAGAUCAACGAGACCACCGAGAUUCCCGGCCUGGUGUUUGGCGACGAUGACGACGAUGGCGGAAACUCGCCCCUGGCCUCCCCAGACCCGGGCCGAGGCUCACCCGAUGCAGACGACCAUGACCUGAACGGCUACGACGCCGCCUCGGUCGACGGCGACCUGGAGGAAGCGACGACGUCGGGCGCGACAGCAGCCUUUGCCGCGGCCGCGGCGCGGAGGCCGGGCGAGAGGCUCGGGAUCAAAGCCGACAAGCCCAACAAGAAGGGCCUCCGGCUGUCCAAGCACGGGAACCCAGUCCCGUCGCUGCCUCCCGCAGUGGUCAAGCGCCUGGCCGAGGCCAUGGCCCGGACCAGUGGCGUGGUCGGCAACGCAAAGAUCACCCCCGAGACGCUCCGCGCGCUCAUGCAGGCGACCGACUGGUUUUUCGAGCAGGUCGGCGACGACCUCCGCGCCCUCGCCCACCACGCCGGGAGGAAGACGAUCGAGACCAGUGACGUGGCCAUGCUCAUGAAGAGGCAACGGCAGAUCGACUCUCAGACGACCGUCUUCUCGCUCGCCCAACGGCAUCUGCCCAGGGAGCUCCUGCAGGAGCUACGAAUGCCACCUCGGGCACCCCCCAAAAAGCGCCACCGGGAGGCUCGUCAGGCCGCAGCAGACGACGACGACGAGACUUGAUUGGGGGAGGUGGUCAAGAAGGGGUAGCAACAGGAGCUGCCACCCUCUAGUUUGCUAGCAUCUGGGCUCCGCCCACGCCGCACCCAACCCAAGAUGAUGAUAUCGCAUGCCGUGAGAGCGCGCCAACGCCCUGGGCUCGGGGUCACCACCCCUUGUUCAUGCGAACGCGACGGGCUACGUCUGAUGGUGGCUUCUUGACCACCAUCCAGAACAUUACAGACGUGGCGGCAGCGAGGCCAUACCUUGCAGUGUGACAGGAAGCAUUAGCGACCAUGCCCAUGGGGUUGGCUGGAGAAAGCGGCGUUGACACGUGCAAAAGAAGAUGCAGUGCGCAACAGCACUACGCCAACAAGUAGGACGCCAGAAGGUGGAGGGAGGUGCUUACCAGGUAAAAAUGUACUGGGCAUGGUUGUUCCUCAGAUUCACCUCAGGGGCCCUGCCGAUCGGGAUGCCCCUGCUUUGCAUAUCUAGGACCUCGAGAAGACCAGGCUCUGGGAAAGAAAGGCGGGUUUCGUGGUCAGCAACGCAGUAUGACUGUAACGAGAUAUCACGAUAGUGAAGGGUGAGCGUCAGGGGCGCGAACCGAAGUCGCUCCCUGGAAGUAUAUAAAAUGAAAUCCUAAACUUACCCAUCGUCGCCUCGAUCCAUAUAGGCUGGCUGCCGGUCAGGCUGGCCAUCUGCU
Molecule: messenger RNA, 2721 nt
Organism: Gaeumannomyces tritici R3-111a-1
Lineage: Eukaryota; Fungi; Ascomycota; Sordariomycetes; Magnaporthales; Magnaporthaceae
Exons: 3
Coding region: 303-2039 (578 amino acids)
Biological process (GO): resolution of meiotic recombination intermediates; replication fork processing
Cellular component (GO): FANCM-MHF complex; Fanconi anaemia nuclear complex
Molecular function (GO): chromatin binding; protein heterodimerization activity
Source: RefSeq, a predicted model, not a curated record